AUGGAACGAGCUUUCUUCGUGGUUCCCUGCACACAUGCUCCCGCUCCGCCCUACUCCGCCGCUCAAUCGUCUAGACCUAGAUCGUCUGCCAUACUCUGCUGCUCUACCGCACUACCCCAGUUGCCCGCCUUUCAACGCUCUUCCACACUGCUCCGCCUCCUUCUACUCUGCCAAGCCCUAGAUCACCUGCCCUUCUACGUGUUACUGUUUCAACGUGGAAAAAGUUCAGUACAAGAAUAUGAUGCUCAUGGUUUGGGAUAUUGGUGGGCAAGAAAAGCUUCAGACCUUGUGAAGGCAUUACUUUAAUGACACAAAUGGAUUGGUUUUAAAGGAACGGGACAAGAAUGAUCAAGAAAUGGAAGUCCAUAGAGAUGGAGAAUUACUAUAUUUUUUAGAUGGAAAGGCGGAAAAAAUGGGCAAACACUUGAAAAUCCUUGUAAAUUAAGCAUCGAUAUCCAUUGGGAAGCUCUUGAAGUUGCAUGCUAAUAUUUAGUUCAUGGUCAAUCAAGUUUCGUGUUUCUUCGGCAACUAGUAUUUAGUUUGAUAGUAUUUUGUUUUGAGUACUAGCACAACAUUUAGACACA
Lactuca virosa is the source of this 584-nucleotide messenger RNA. NCBI's taxonomy places the organism in Eukaryota, Viridiplantae, Streptophyta, Magnoliopsida, Asterales, Asteraceae. The record is from the annotation of a GenBank genome assembly.